UUGCGUGAAGAAGCAGAAUCCUUUUUCUACUAAGUAAAGAAAAUUUUCAAUAUCCUGCAUAUAGCCGAUAGUGUCUAGGAAGAGACUCAAUGGAACAGCAUUGAUUGACUUCUACAUCAUAUCAUACGAGCCAAAAUUUCAACCAGGAUCAAGAUAUUUGUAUUCAAACAUUGGUUAUGUGAUGCUAGGAAGAAUUAUUGAACAGAUCAGCCUCAGACCUUAUGAUCAUUUCAUACAAGACGUAAUCCUCAGACCUAAUGGAAUCGAAGCUCAUAUAGGAGAAGUCGAACCCAAAGAUUUUGAGGUUUCAUAUUACUCGCCAGAUAACGCCAAUCCUUAUACUUACUGGACUCCUUCAAAGUUAGAUUCCGCCGCUGGAUGGGUAAUGCGCGCAGAAGAGGUAAACGUACUCUAUACUAUGCGGUUUUGA
Molecule: messenger RNA, 430 nt
Organism: Strongylus vulgaris
Lineage: Eukaryota; Metazoa; Nematoda; Chromadorea; Rhabditida; Strongylidae
Source: the annotation of a GenBank genome assembly